This is a messenger RNA of Vespula vulgaris, 426 nucleotides long. RefSeq names its product cyclin-dependent kinase inhibitor 1C-like. The coding region runs from base 1 to 426 and encodes 141 amino acids. The record is from RefSeq and is a predicted model, not a curated record. The transcript has 2 exons. Lineage: Eukaryota; Metazoa; Arthropoda; Insecta; Hymenoptera; Vespidae.
AUGUCACCGAUAUUCCAAGGCAGAAAAAGUUCCCAAGGGAGCCCCGUAUUCGCAUAUAAUGAACUCGGAUCGAUCGAUAGCGCGCACGGCCACUGUGCGGACCGUGAAAGCGUAGCACCUGGAAAACUCGACGGAAAUCCAGCAUCACCACUACUACUACUACAACUACUAAAAGUAAUAGCAGCUGAAGUAGCAGCAGCAGCAACAGCACCAACACCAGCACCAACACCAGCACCGGCACCAGCACCAGCAUCAGCACCAGCACCAGCACCAGCACCAGUACCGGCACUAGUACCAACACCGUCGUUAGUCUACAUACUAGCCUGUUCACCCUGGCCUAGGGGUUUGCCUUGCUCUCCUCGUGCUGUUACUACUGUGUCGGGGUUUGGGGGUGUAGACGCAGGCGCGAACGCAGACGGAAUAUAG